Molecule: messenger RNA, 1932 nt
Organism: Bactrocera latifrons
Lineage: Eukaryota; Metazoa; Arthropoda; Insecta; Diptera; Tephritidae
Product: glucose dehydrogenase [FAD, quinone]-like
Exons: 2
Coding region: 26-1894 (622 amino acids)
Molecular function (GO): flavin adenine dinucleotide binding; ecdysone oxidase activity
Source: RefSeq, a predicted model, not a curated record
UGUAAAUAUAAUCAAAAUACCCGUUAUGGCAAGCGCUUCGUUUCAGCUGCCUUGCGCAUCGCAGAGCUUAGGUACAGUCAACAGUUUGGUGUCUACGUUGGUCCAGACACUGCUAACAGCACAAUGUGCUAUUUCAGCAGAACCGAAUUGGCCAAAGGACUAUGGUAAUACGGCUAUAAAAGAGGGGCUUGGAAAAUACGAUUUCAUUGUGGUAGGCGCCGGUUCAGCAGGUUCGGUGGUGGCUAGUCGUUUGAGUGAGAAUCCCAAGUGGAACGUGUUGGUGCUGGAAGCAGGCGACGACCCGCCACAAGAGUCAGAGAUACCUAGCUUGACUAGUACUGUGCAGCAAAGCCCUCACACCUUUAGUUACUAUUCCGAACCACUUCCGCAUAUUUGUCAGGGACUUACGCGCCGCCUCUGCUUUCAUCCACGCGGUAAGACUAUAGGUGGUUCAGGCGCAAUCAACGGAAUGAUGUACGUGGAAGGACAUCGCAAGGAUUUCGACGAUUGGCUGGCAGCAGGCAACACAAAGUGGGGCUGGUCGGAUGUCAAGCGCUAUUAUGAGAAAGCGGUGCGCCCAGUGGGUAAUGCCACACAUCCAAAAGGCUAUGUAGUGCUGAACGAGAAUUACUCAGACGAAAAAUUGGCAAUAGGCAACGUGAUCUUCAAUGCCACUGCAGAGUUGGGCUUACCACGGUUGGGAAAGCUGGAGAAUGGCAUAGAAAUAGGUACAAUGUAUUUGCCAGUUACGGCGAGAGUUGGUAGACGGAUGUCCACGGGCAAAGUGCAUUUGGCUAAAGUGUCCGGGCGUCCCAAUUUGCACGUGAUAAAAAAUGCACAUGUUCGCAAGAUACACUUCGAACGUGGCGGUAAGGUAGCCACCAAGGUAACGUUCGUGCUGCGUGGCGUGCAUGAGCUAAGCGCCGAAGUGCGCAAAGAGGUAGUGCUUUCAGCUGGUGCUAUAGAUUCACCGAAGCUUUUGCUUUUAUCCGGCUUGGGCCCGCGCAAGCAUCUCCAAGAUUUGCGCAUUCCGGUGGUGCGCGACUUGGCGGUUGGCGCGAAUUUGCGUGACCAUGUUAUCACUACGAUCUUUUUCAGAUUACCCAAUAACACCUUAGUUGAGCCCAGACAUCAUAGUUUGCGUCCAACAGAUGCCAUCUACGAUUAUCUAAUACAUAAUCGAGGGAAUAUGAGCGGCAUUCCCAGUGGUCUUACGUCUUUCCUAAAUACCAAAGGUGACAGCACGGUUCCAGACAUUGAGUUCCAUUAUAAUCUCUAUCGAAAUGAAAACAGGCAACUGUUCCAAGGCCACAUGGCCAGGCGGGAUGAGAAGAUAAUUGCGAGCAUAAGUCAACAUUUCAAGGACUCGCAUUUGAUAAACUUCAUGUUGAUACUCGCCAAACCGCGUUCCGUUGGCGAAUUGCGACUACGCAGUGUCAAUUAUCUAGAUACGCCACGCAUGUACUCCAAUUACCUUGAUGAUCCUGAAGAUAUAGCGACUAUGCUUCGCGGUAUCCGUUUUCUUGAAAGGCUGGAGCGCACAAAGAUCAUGCGCGCACUAAAUGCAACUCUGCUUCAUAUACCGUGUGACGAAUGCGACAGCUAUAAGUACCGUUCGGACGCCUAUUGGCACUGUUACAUCAAAUAUAUGGGCGAGGGAGGUUUUCACCACGUUGGCACGGUGAAAAUGGGACCAAAGCGCGAUCGUGACGCUUGUGUCAACCCACGCCUACUAUUGUAUGGCGUGCAGAAUUUACGUGUGGCGGAUGCCAGCAUUAUGCCGGAUGUGCCACGGGCCAAUACGAAUGCGCCAGCGAUUAUGAUCGGCGAACGUGCGGCAGUAUUUAUAAAGGAGGAUUGGAACGAGUGCUCGGAGCUAGUGGAGCCGAAGUGAGAAUAUCAAUAUAAAAAUAAAUUCCAAUAAAUAACUAA